AUGCCCCCACCAAACGCGGCCCACUCAUGGCUAGCAGGUCGCCACUUUGGUAUCGUUAUUGACGCCGGCUCGUCAGGUUCGAGGUUGCAGAUUUACAGCUGGAAGGACCCUCGGACUAUCACUUUGGAGAAGGGGGACCCUCUUGCGUACACCCUGCCAAAGGUGGAGAAGGGUACUCAGGACGAGGACCAGUGGGUGAGCAAGGUAGAGCCUGGUCUUUCAUCGCUCGCAGAUAACCCUGAAAGUGCGGGCGCGUACUUGCGCCCUCUGCUAAGCCAUGCGCGAGACCACAUCCCCCCAUCUCUUCAAAAAGAGACGCCGCUCUUCCUGCUCGCAACCGCUGGCAUGCGUCUAUUGUCCCCAACUAAACAGGCUGAGAUUUUGAAAGAGACGUGUCGUUUCCUUAUCACGCAUUCGAACUUCAAAAUCGAUGGCCCGUCUGCAGUUGGGCCCUGUGGUUCCAGUGUCCGGAUAAUUACUGGAGAAGAGGAGGGUCUUUUCGGUUGGAUAGCUGUCAAUUACUUGAUGGACGGGUUCACGGGGUCAAGCAAGGAGCGGACGACAUAUGGGUUCUUGGAUAUGGGAGGGGCUUCAACUCAAAUUGCAUUUGAACCCAGUCUAGCUCAUCAAGGAAACACUAAGAACCUUAUCGACGUGCGGCUUCGCCUUCUUGGUGGAGAUGAAAUCCGUCAUAAAGUUUACGUGACGACCUGGUUGGGAUAUGGCACCAACCAAGCCAGGGAACGAUAUGUCGGGAAGGUGGUGACGGAGUUCGAAGCAAGUCGCGGCGAAGAAAACGAUAACGAUGUCGUACCUGACCCUUGUCUUCCAAGAGGUCUUGAAUUGACAGAAUCUCCAGUUCACGCGUCAAGACCUGCGUCAUCGCAUUUAAGUGCGACACAUCGAUUACGAGGGACAGGUUCUUUUGAGCAGUGUGUUCAAAACGCUUCGUCAUUGCUCAACAAAAACGCCCCAUGUCCGGAUUCACCAUGCCUCAUGAACGGCGUACAUGUCCCCCCAAUUGACUUUUCCGUGUCCCACUUCAUUGGGGUUUCAGAAUACUGGUACUCUUCGGAACAUAUCUUUGGUCUGGGAGGUGCAUACGACUUUGUUCAGUACGAGCGCGCCGCCUCUAAGUUUUGCUCAAGAGACUGGCCGGGAAUUUUGAAGGAGCACGAGGAGUCUCGCUGGGGACCAAACGUGGAAUUACCUCGUCUACAGAUGCAAUGUUUCAAGGCAGCUUGGAUCGCCAAUGUUCUUCAUGAGGGCAUUGGAAUGCCGCGAAUCGUGGAUCCAGGAGGGAACUCGACGACUGACGCGGAUAAAGUGGUGGAGGAGGCGGAAAAGAAGGGUCUGGGCAGACCCAGGCCAACCUUUCAGUCACUCGAUACUGUUGGUGAUAUCGCUAUCAGCUGGACCCUUGGGAAAAUGGUACUCGAGGCGAGUAAAGAGGUUCGUCCU
Laccaria bicolor S238N-H82 is the source of this 1461-nucleotide messenger RNA. RefSeq lists its product as uncharacterized. The record is from RefSeq and is a predicted model, not a curated record. The annotation marks the transcript as partial. NCBI's taxonomy places the organism in Eukaryota, Fungi, Basidiomycota, Agaricomycetes, Agaricales, Hydnangiaceae. The transcript has 3 exons. Gene Ontology annotation, biological process: nucleoside diphosphate catabolic process. Gene Ontology annotation, molecular function: nucleoside diphosphate phosphatase activity. Gene Ontology annotation, cellular component: membrane.